UUUCUCAACUUGGUGGCCUUUUUAUCCACUGCUUGCACGGAGACGCUGCACCAUGGUCGUCAUUCCGCUGCGUUCGUGGGUCUACCGCCUCCAGUCAGACCUAGGCAAGACAGUGUCAACGUCGGCGCGCUCGACCGCCAGCCAUCGCUCCGACAAGAACGCCAACGAGAAGAGCACAUCGUACGUGGCGCUGACGCGCAUUCUCUCCAACCUCGUCGCCGGCGCCCUCGUCUUCCUCUCGGUUGCGACGCUCAUCGCGCUUCUGUCCCAGGUACACAAUACCCUCCUGCUUCUGUGA
Messenger RNA from Saprolegnia parasitica CBS 223.65, 298 nucleotides. RefSeq lists its product as hypothetical. The transcript has 2 exons. The record is from RefSeq and is a predicted model, not a curated record. Bases 53 to 298 code for a protein of 81 amino acids. NCBI's taxonomy places the organism in Eukaryota, Oomycota, Saprolegniomycetes, Saprolegniales, Saprolegniaceae.